Jatropha curcas is the source of this 2722-nucleotide messenger RNA. The record is from RefSeq and is a predicted model, not a curated record. NCBI's taxonomy places the organism in Eukaryota, Viridiplantae, Streptophyta, Magnoliopsida, Malpighiales, Euphorbiaceae.
GCUAAUGGGCCAAAAGCCCAUUACAACUCAUCUGCACUGGCGCGAGUUACCCUCCGCCAUCCGCCCUGCAACUUCACUUCUUCCUUCAACUUCAACUAUAUUUUUACUCUGCAAAAAACUGAAACAUCCUCCGUAACCGCCAUUAACAGUCGUCUGAUCGUUCAAAUGGACGCUUUGUUCGAUUCAAUCAACGUCCGAGACCUCCUCUCCACCGGCGACCUGACGGACUCUACCACUCCGCUCUCCGCCCCCGAUCUCCGCCUCCUUAUAACCAGGCUUGAGUCUCAUUCUCUUCAAAUCAAGUCCAGAGUCCAGUCUUACCUCAUUUCUCACCACAGCGAUUUCUCCUCUCUCUUCUCCCUAUGUAACGGCGCCGUUUCGCAGACUAAUCAAAUCAAUGAGAAGAUAUCGGAUCUGAUAGGUUUGCUUUCUGAUUCUCCUAUUGAUGUUGAGAUUAAAGAGAUCGUUGAGGAGGCGAGUGCGAAAAUGAGGGAGGCGAGGGUUAAGAGGGAAUUGUUGGAGUUGGUGAGGGCAAUUGUUGGAAUUAGCGAGAGAUUGAGAGAUGCAAGAGAGGCAAUAAAAAAUGGACGGAUGAGAUUUGCUGCUGAAGAAGUGAGGGACUUGAAGAAGGCAUUGAGAAUUGGUGAUGAGAUUAUACAAGAGCUGCUUGUGAGGUUCAUGGAAAAUGCAGUGCGGUUUGAGCCUGAUUCUGGUGGGAUCCGAGUCAAGUAUGACUUAUGCAUUGAUGGAGUUGUUGGGGUUGACCUUUACACAGUUCUGGAAGCAUUGGAAGUGAUUGGAAUUUUGGAUUAUGGACUUGCUAAAGUAGCUGACCAAACGAUCAAGUUUGUUAUUACUCCUGCUGUAAAUUCCAAAUCGUCUGUUUCCUUCAUAGAAGAUUCAGAAAAAGUCUCAAAAGAAAAGGCUGAGGCAAUGUUGAAGAUGGUAGUGAUGUCCGAUCAUAAGAUGGAAGAUGUGGAUGGUGAGAACAUGUAUUCGGCGAUUGUUCAGGUGGUAAAGUUUAUUUGUGAACGUAUAUGCUUCCAAAAUGCUUCUUGGAUUCGAUGUUUUGGAAGAUUGACAUGGCCUAGGAUAUCCGAGUUGAUUAUUUCGAACUUCCUCUCCAAGGCUGUUCCUCAAGAUGCUUCAAAGCUUGCUGACUUUCAGAAGAUCAUCAAACACACAUCGGAUUUUGAGACUGAUUUAAAAGGAAUGAAAUUUAUCUCUGCAUCUGAUAGCGCAGAUCAAAAGUUGAGCAGUUUUGCUGAAAAUGUUGAGAUUCACUUUGCAACUAGAAAGAAGACGGAAAUAUUGGCAAAAGCUAGAAAUUUGCUUCUACAGUGUGACUUUGCCAUUCCACAGGAGCACACAAGAAAAGGUCUUCCAAUAAAGAAUACUGGAAUUGCUGUAGAUUCUCCUGAGCAUGUCGUUGACUUGCUUUUUCUAUCUGAGAGGUGUGUGGUGUCCGAAGGAGCUUCCCAACUAAUGGAGCUAGUGCAUAAGACCCUUAAGGACAUUUGCUUGUCAUCUCCAAGAGUUGCAUUGGAAUUCUACCAUGCUGCAAGGGAUGCUAUACUUCUCUAUGAGGCUGUGAUUCCUGUCAAGCUAGAGAGGCAGCUUGAUAGCAUCAACCAGGCUGCUGUUCUGAUGCACAAUGACUGUCUUUAUAUAUCUCAAGAGAUACUUGGACUGGCAUUUGAGUAUAGGUCAGACUUCCCAGAUAGUAUUAAAGAACACACUGUUUUUGCUGACAUGGCUCCAAGAUUUCAUGUAAUGGCACAGGAGAUACUGCAUAGACAAAUCCGACUUGUUAUUUUUAACUUGAAAGAGGCCAUAGAUAAUGCUGAUGGUUUUCAGAAUACUCAUCAAAUGCAGCAAUUUGAAUCUGCAAAGUUUAGCAUAGAUCAGGUGGUUUUUAUACUUGAAAAAGUACGUCUCAUAUGGGAGCCACUCCUGCUGCCUUCCAUUUACAAGAAUGGGAUGUGUAUGGUUCUAGAGUCAGUUUUCUCUAGAAUUGUCAAAGAUAUACUCCUUCUAGAUGAUAUGGCAGCUGAUGAAACAUUACAGCUUCAAAGACUCAUAUAUUUGAUGCUGGAAAGCCUAAAUUCUUUGAUGGAGUCCUUGAUUGCUGUCAUCCAAAAGGAGAAGUCAGAAGGAUAUUCUAGAUUUCCUCUUGAUGAUGUUGUACCUUCUUUAUGUAAAAUCCGCAAACUUGCUGAACUUCUAGACAUGCCUUUAAAAUCAAUAUCGGCAGCUUGGGAAAGUGGGGAGCUCCUCAGCUGUGGUUUUACAGUGUCAGAGGUGGAAGAUUUCAUUAAAGCCAUAUUUACUGAUUCACCUCUGCGAAAAGAAUGCUUAUGGAGGAUAGAAAAUGUCGGCAUAUAAAAAUUACUUGCAGCUUUUUUGUGGGGGAAAACAGCCAAAGUUAAUCUCUCAAACAUCGAUUGAUUUCGCUAUCCAAUCAACAGAGCUAGAUUUACAGAAUGUACAUUUUUCCCCCCUUUAUAUAUACGCUUGGAAGAGAGGAAAAAGCUGGAAAUUUGAGUUAGGAAGCACCGAGUUUUUCUCUUUUAAGUUGUAGAACUAAUUAAUCUGCAGCAGAUGCUUUGUACAUGUAUACUUAACCUCAGCAUUUGGAUGAGGGAUUUGAAUAGGAAGGAGUUGAGAAUUUUUGAUGGAAAUUAAUUUGUUGGUUUGAUUAGAGAUAUGUUGGAUUCACGGA